AUGUCUUUUUCAGGAGAAGAGGGUAUGAAGAUUGAGAAACUAAAGAACAUCAACUGGGACAUUAUUGAUGAUGAGUUAAACUGGAUUUUACCCCGAACUUUCAAGGAAAAAGAUGUCAAGGAAGAAACUGUUGUGCUAGAUGAUAAACAAGUUACCGAACUAAUGCCAAGACCUUCUAAGAAACUCGAAGCUGGAAGUUCAGCGGAGUUGACUAGGAUCUUAGAUAAAAGGCAUCCCUUUGAGACCGAUUUCAUCAUGGGGCCACAUGAUAUUUCUGUCUUUGAUCAUUAUUCAAAAUGGAUUUGUGACGGGCUACUUGCCAAGCAUGAGCAGAGAAAUGAGAAGGAAGAACAUUACAAAAAGAAUAAGUCCACAGUGCCAAUCUCCAUGGAUCUUGGAAUUCAGCUUAUCACGAAAAAAAAUUGGUUCUACCUUUUAUCAUUUAAUGGACAAAUGUGGAAUGAUGAGCACAUUGAUGUCAUAUUUUACUACUUACGGAAGAAAGGCAAGUAUGAUGGAAAAAGUACAUACAAACACACCACUGUUGCCUGUAUUUUCAAAAUAUGGAUUGGGGAAACUUUUGACAAGUAUGUUGCAACUAAUGGUGACACGAGUGUAGCUAAAGAAGAAGAUGUUAUAUGCGAGUACCUUAGAGGCUAUAAGUUGAUCGCUAAUGUCCCGUGGCAUACUGUUGACAAUGUAUUGAUCCCAGUUAACGUGAAGGACAUACAUCAUUGGGUCUUGGCAGUUGUAUCAUUCAGGGACAGAUGUAUCAGGGUAUAUGACUCAUACCGAUUAGCAGGCUAUGACACAAUUGUUAAGAUUGAAAUAGAUAAGAUGGCUAAGAUCCUACCUCAAUACCUGUCUAUAAGUGAUUUUUACAGAAAAAGGGAAGGCAUCGAUUGGUCUCAAGAACCAGCAUACAACGACAAAGCCCUGUUAGAUUCAUUUGAUGUUGUGUGUGUUGAUAAUCUGCCACAACAAAGACAUGGGAGCAAGGAUUGUGGGGUGUAUGUGGUAGCGUAUGCGGAGUAUUUGAGCUGGGGUGCUGGUAUUCCGAUCGAAGACUUUGACGUUAAUUUACUUCGUACGAGAUAUGGUGCACUUCUUUGGAACUAUGGUAUGCGGAAGCAAGAAGACGAGGCGAUAAGUCAUAACGAAGCACCACCAAAGCUAGUUAGGCCAAACAUACAUUCUGAUAUAUGUGAAAAAAUCAUCAUUAAUUAGUUUUACGCAUUUCAGAUUGU
Molecule: messenger RNA, 1247 nt
Organism: Lycium ferocissimum
Lineage: Eukaryota; Viridiplantae; Streptophyta; Magnoliopsida; Solanales; Solanaceae
Exons: 6
Coding region: 1-1227 (408 amino acids)
Biological process (GO): proteolysis
Molecular function (GO): cysteine-type peptidase activity
Source: RefSeq, a predicted model, not a curated record